Molecule: messenger RNA, 809 nt
Organism: Zea mays
Lineage: Eukaryota; Viridiplantae; Streptophyta; Magnoliopsida; Poales; Poaceae
Exons: 1
Coding region: 321-710 (129 amino acids)
Biological process (GO): response to auxin
Source: RefSeq, marked validated
CUCUCCUCACAAACAGCAAACCGACUGACUCCAGUCCACACAAGGCAAGGCAGACCCGAAUCGUCUUCGUCGUCGUUGUUGCGAAGAGACAUACUAGUGGAGGAGUAGGCGGCCAUGUCCAACGUGCCCACCUCCCUACGCGACUCCCCCCUCACCGUCUUCCGCCUCGCCAUCUCCAGCUCCGACCCGUGGCCCUUCUCUUCCUGCCUCUAACCACCAGCCCCUCGAGUCCGUCCCUUCCCCUUGUUCUUCUUGCAACCGAGCAGCGACCAACCAAGCAAGCGACACCGAUCGAGAGCUCCACCGAUCUGGCGACCGUCAUGCCCGGAAAGCACCAGCAGCACAUGACGGCAACGGCAACGGCGGCGGCGGCGGCAGCAGCGCCCAAGGGGUGCGUGACGGUGCGCGUGGGCCUGGAGGGGGAGGAGCAGCGCCGGUUCGCGGUGCCGCUGGGCCACCUCAAGCACCCGCUCUUCGGCGCGCUGCUGGAGGAGGCCGAGCGCGAGUACGGCUUCCGGCACCAGGGCGCCCUCGCCAUCCCCUGCCGCGUCGACCGCUUCGUCCAGCUCGAGCGCCUCAUCGGCCGGGACCUCCACGGCGCCUGCGCCCACCACCUCGUCGACCUCGACGGCGCCGCCGCCGCCGCCGCGCAGCACCAGCACCAGCACCACCUCCACCUGCCGCGCUUCGUUGGCUGCUUCCGCGCCUGACGACACGGUCCGUCCGUCCGUCCGUCGAGGCGGUCGCUGCUGCUUGUUUUACUACUUGAUUAACCAGCCUUUGGUGUGGCUCGUCCUCCCUCUCCGGAU